UACAACCACCAAAUUUCCCCACUGCAUCUCAAUUGGCGUAUGUUGUUCAUUUUUAAAGUGGCAUUUUUUACUGGCUAGGAUGUGCGAGGUCCUAUGUGGGCACCCCAAGUACCGCUAAUGGAAAAAAAAAUAGUGCCCCCCACCCCUCCAUCAUUUAAGUUGCCCAUCCCUGCCAUAGAAAGAUAGAUUGAUAGAUGUACACAGAAAAUUCUCAUCCUCCCGGUCUCUUCCGGAAGGGUGCGUUUGAUUCGUUGCCAGUGACAUCAGCUGUGCCGUGAGUGAGCAAAAAAAAAAAAAAAAAGGAGGUGGGGGGGUGCAGGCAGCCGGGGCCACUCCUUGUCCUCACUCGUGCGCUGACUACAGCGCAAGCAGCAUCGCAAGAAGGAAAAAAGAAGAAGGAGAGGACGAAGAGGAGGGAGGGGACCGCCAACUAUGUCCGCCCUGUUGCAACAGAGCGCCGCGGCGGCCGACGCGAUGCCGACGAUGGAGCCGGCGACCAUGACGCCCGGCCCGGCCGCGGGGGCUCCGGCGGCCUGCAGCCCCGCGCGUCACUUCGUCGACUCCAAAUUCUACCUGCUGGUGGUCCUCGGCGAGGUGGUCGCGGAGGAGAACCUUAAGUGCGCCGUGGCCGACAUCGAGAAGGGUAUCCGCUCGUGGGACGCCAAUCUGAUGGACUGUAACCUGGACCAGGAGCUCAAGCUCUUUGUAUCCCGACACUCGGCGCGAUUCUCCGCUGAUGUCAAAGGCCAGAGAAUUCUUCAUCACAAAAGUAACGUGCUGGAGACAGUGGUGCUCAUCAACCCCUCAGACGACACUGUGAGCACCGAGGUUCGAUUGAUGAUCUCGGAUUCUGCCAGACAAAAACUUCUGGUCCUGUCGGGCCAAUGCACCGAAAGCACUGGCGAGCUCCUACUUCAGUCCGGAUCAUUUUCCUUCUCCAGAUUCAUCGACAUCUUCACUGACCAAGAGAUUGGUGAACUGCUGAGUACCAUUCACCCGGAAAACAAAGCCAACCUGACGCUCUCCUGCCCUGAUCAAGGAGACUGGAAGAAUUCCAACCUGGACAAACACAACCUGCAAGACUUCAUCAACAUGAAGCUGAACUCAGCACUCAUCCUCCCUGAAAUGGAGGGACUCUCCGAGUUCACCGAGUAUCUGUCCGAAUCCAUCGAAAUCCUGACGCCUUUCGACAUGCUGGAACCGCCGGCCUCUGGUGGUUUCCUUAAGCUCUCCAAGCCGUGUUGCUACAUCUUCCCCGGCGGUCACGGCGACUCCGCUCUCUUCGCCGUCAAUGGCUUCAACAUGCUCAUCAACGGCGGCUCCGACAGGAAGUCAUGCUUCUGGAAGCUGGUGAGACACUUAGACCGCGUGGACUCCAUCUUGCUGACCCACAUCGGCGAUGAUAACUUGCCCGGCAUCAAUAGCAUGCUGCGAAGAAAGAUCGCGGAGCUGGAGGAGGAGCAGUCGCAGGGUUCAACGGCAAACAGCGACUGGGUGAAGAACAUGAUCUCGCCGGAUAUCGGCGUUGUAUUUGUGAACCUUCCGGAAAAUUUGGAAAGCCCUGAACCUAAUUACAGAGUACGCAAGAAUCUCGAGGAGGCGGCGGCCACUCAACAGUUCCUUGCAAAGCUGAACCUGAGAACUGAGCCACUGCAGCGGCCUGUUGGAAACACGAUUGAACCCAUCAUACUUUUUCAGAAGAUGGGCGUGGGGAAGCUCGAGAUGUACGUUCUCAAUCCGGCAAAGAACAGCAAAGAGAUGCAACAUUUUAUGAAGCAGUGGACUGGAAAUGAAAAGGAUACCGCUUCUAUCCUGCUGCCGAACGGGAAAGAGUCAGAGUUCCCCGUAUCUUACUUGACAUCUGUCAGCUCUCUCAUCGUGUGGCACCCUGCGAACCCCUCAGAGAAAGUCGUGCGUGUUCUCUUUCCGGGAAAUGCCACCCAGCAGCACAUCUUUGAAGGUUUGGAAAAACUGAAGCACCUGGACUUUUUGAAGCAUGCAGUUGUCACUCAAAAACCGAUGCCUCUCGAAGUGCCGUCAACACCGACUCUGAAGCAAGCCAAGAUGAAAAACAGAACGGACAGCAAAGAGAGCCUGAAGUCGAAUCCAAAGUCUUCGCCAAGCAAAGGUGUCAGGAAAGAAUCCAAGGAGGAGGCGGCGGAGAAAGCCAAGGCAGAUUCAGACGAACUGUCUCGUGAAACACAAACAAAGGCAGAGAAAAAAGAAAAAACCCUGCUGAAGAAGGAACGAGCAAAGGCUCCAGAGAAAGAAUCAAAGACAAACACAGACCAAACUUCCCAGAAAGAAACACCAGAAAAAAAGCCAUCUCAGAUCAAAGUGAAAACCGAAAAGGAGCGGAUUGCCAAGAAAGACAUUAAAAUAUCUGCGGAGAAGAAAAAGGUGGUUAAAAAAGAGGUCGCCAAAAAAGAGGACUUGCCUAAAAGAGAGAUCAAGAAAGAUGAAAGGGUGAAGAAAGAGGACGCAAAGAAAAGGGAUGUAAAAAAGGACAUCAGGAGAGAUUCUCCUAUCAAGGAGAAAAAGGAUGAAAAGAGGGAACAGAAGAAGGAUGUUAAAAAGCUGUCAAAAGACACCAAAAAGGUAUUUUCCUCUGGAGAUGACAAAAGCCUGUCUCCCAAACCAAAGACUCUGAAAAAAGAUGUGUCAAAGAAAGAUGCAGGCACACCCUCAAAACUGAAAGCCAAAGCAGGGUCAAAAGUGCCAAAGGUGGAUGCAAAGGGCGAUGCCGCCAAAAGUGCAUCUGCUGCUGCGACUCUAAUGAUGGACCCAGAUGCAGAAAGGGCUAUUAUGUCUUCCCCAGAAGACCUCACUAAGGACUUUGAAGACCUCAGAGCUGAAGAUCUGGUGGAGGAUGCGGCGGUUGUACAAGAAACUGUAGAAGAAGAGGCUACAAUAAUCACCCACUGUAAAGACCCGAUGGAGACCAAAGAGUCCCCCGAAGCACCGGAGUCUGUCGAUGAGGGAAUCGCCACAACAGAGGCUGAAGGGGAAAAUGGAGCGACUCCAGACGAACAAGCUCUCAAGGGUAAACUCAACGGCAACAUGAGUGAAAAGUACGACGACGAGGGCACUGUGAUGGAGGAAGUCUCCGACGGAGCCGAUUACGAAGAGAAAGGGGAAACCGAAGAGGUUUAUGAGUCACGGAGAGUGCUAUCGAAUCACAAAGAGUCCUGCGAAACUCUUGACGAUCAUGAUCGCGCAGAUGCUCAACACAUGGGCGAAAGCAAAAGAGAGAAAACAGAAUUGAUUGUUUCAGCCUCACCCAAAGUGUCAUCACCCGUUUCCCCCGCCGGAUCCAUCCACGAUGAAAUGUUUCCGGCCGGCGUUGAGAGCUCAACCGCCUCAGAUGAAGCAGCCGAGGAAUUUGCCGUCACCGCUGGCCUCAUGCAGUCCACCCUUGAGAUCUCCAGUGCGAUGACUCUGACACCUAAUGAUGGGACCAACUCUCCGUCGCCGGAGUUUGGCAGAUUAGGUAUAACGGAAUCUGGAGAGCGUGAGAAGAGCAAACUACCCUUACUUCAGACUAAACCUCGUUCCGACUACUCCGGGAGCGAUGCAACCGAGGGCCAAGACUACAGCCACACAGCCUCGACAAUAUCUCCCCCGUCGUUAUUAGAAGAGGAUAAAUUUCCUUGUGAUGGGAAAGUAGCAGACUUUACCACACUUGAAGAAUCAUUUGAAAAGCAGGACACAGUCUCGGCAAGGCUGACUUCAACCGCACCCUUUGUGCAAUAUCCCUCAAGUAAUCAAAAAUAUAACUUUGAUUCAUCGUCAAUGUUUGGCACCCCAAUUGAACUGUCCACUACCUUAGCAGGGUACACCAGAGCAAUGGGUGAUUCCACCCUCAGCCCAGAAGACAAGACAUUGGAAGGAGCGAGCUCCCCCCAGUCAUCAGGCCAUACACCCUAUUAUCAGUCCCCAGUAGAAGAAAAAGCAGGAACUCUGCCACCCAUGUCAGACAAUGAAAACCAGGGUCCUAUUAUUGUGGAGGUCACAAGUGACAAAGAGGAGUCUUCGAACAGGGAUACACCCGAGCCUGAUGAGAAAGAGUGUUUGUCCUCUAUGGAUAAGUUUGCUUCCUCUCCAAAAACCCCACCUUCAACGGACCUGGACUCCCCUAUCAAGAAGGAAUUGGAUGACAUCAACAGAUCAGUCUUUUCCUCAACUACACUUGUGAAACAAGAAUCGGAUGCUCAUUCCAUUGCGGCUUUCAAAGAAGAGAGUAAAAUGUCCAUUUCUGAAGGUAGCACAUCAGACAAGUCAGGCACACCGCUGGAGGAAGUGGUAGCAGAGGAUGUGUUUUCGCAUUUAGCCUCAGCGUCCACUGCCUCGCUUGCUACCAGCUCUCUGCCCGAGCCCACCACCGACUCUCCUUCCCUCCACGCUGAGGUUGGCUCUCCUCACUCGACGGAAGUAGACGACUCUUUAUCCGUUUCCGUAGGUCAGACCCCGACUACCUUCCAUGAGGCAGAGGUGGCAUCCCCAUCCAAGGAAGACUGCCCUCGGCCCAUGUCCAUCUCCCCAGACAUCUUACCAAAGACCAAAUCCAGUUCACAGAUCCAUGACGCAAAGUCACCUGAACAUUCUACCAUGUCAUUGGAAUUUGGCCAGGAGUCUCCGGACCACUCCUUAGCCCUUGACUUCAGCAAGCAAUCUCCUGAGCACCCAUCUGCAGGAAGCAACUCGCGUGCCACAGAGAACGGCCCAACUGAGAUUGACGACAGUCCUUCGCAGGUUGAGAGAGCAUCGGAGGACCAGAUGUCUUCAGCGGAGAAGCCUUUGCUUUUUGAAGACGCCGAUUCAGCCCAUGAUGCUUCUGUCACCCCAUCGGACGCAUCCCAGUCCACUCCCUCCGCCACAACCCCAUGCCAAAUGACAGAGUUGCCCCUAAUGGCUGAACAGACGGACGGGUCUCCGCUCACGCCAAAAGCAGUCUCUCUAACCCACUCUGCCCCCCAUUCCCCCUAUUCCAGUGAGGAAUCCCCAGUUUCAGGAGGUCCCGUGGAAAGAGGCAUCAGACCCAUUUCACCGACUGCGGAGCACAAGUCUGCCGGACAAGAGAAACUUGACAAACCUUCUGAAAUGACAACGGCAACCUCUCUUACCCACUCGCCCCCUCAUUCCUGUCAUUCUAGUGAGGCCUCCCCGGUUUCAGGAGGUCCACUGGAAAGAGACAUCAGCCCAAUUUCUCCGUCUGCGGAGCACAAGUGUGACGAACAAGAGAAACAUGAUAAACCCUCUGACACGACUUCCCUGUCAUCAUCUGCACUAUGGUUUUCAGACAAAGGGAAACCUUUGCCAGAAAAGGAGACCAACCCGUUUAUAUGUGACGAUUCAACAGUGAAAUCUCCCGUGAGCCCCAAAGUCUCUUCCCCGUCACAUCUACCUCUGUCCUCGCAUGCAUGUACUUAUAACACAGCUUUCAGCUGCAGGGAGCCUGAACCUUCCAAGAUCAGUCCAUCCAUUUCCAAGACAGAGGUCGACCUCUGUUUAGUACCUUCAUGUGAAUACCGUCAUCCCAAGACGGAACUUUCACCUUCUUUCAUCAACCCCAACCCUCUUGAAUAUUUCCUCAAUGAAGAGAGAACUCUGGAGGAAGAGAAGCCUCUUGAGAUGGUGGGGGGUGGGCCUCCGCCUUCAGGGGGUAAGCUUCCUGCCAAGCAAUGUGAGGAGACUCCUCCCACAUCUAUCAGCGAAUCUGCCCCCUCUCAGACCGAUUCUGAUGUUCCGCCGGGGACAGAGGAGUGCCCCUCGAUUACGGCAGAUGCUAACAUUGAUUCAGAGGACGACUCUGAGACUUUGCCCACCGAUAGAACCCUCACCUACAGGCAUGCCGAUCCUCCUCCAGUAGCGCUCAUGGACUCGGCUCCAACUGCGGGCCCCCAUGAUGUCUGCAUGGUCGAUCCAGAAGCCCUCAAGGCUGAGGAAAACCGCCACAAUGCUAAUACGGAUGCCGCGGAAAAGCCCAAGAAGAAAAAGCUCACCAAAAAGGCCUCUUCGCCAGCUCGAAAAACUGGUCUGUCAAAAGUGAAGGACUCAAAGACCGCCUCUCCCAAGAAGAGUUUUGGAGAGGGGAAAGAUGCCAAAAAUGCAACCAAUACGUCAGCAUCUCGAAGUACCGGCGAGAAGGUGUCAAGUGUGGCAUCUCUCCCAAACUGUCCUCCCAUGUACAUGGAUUUGGUUUACAUCCCCAAUCACUGCAGUGCUAAAAAUGUGGAUUCCGAAUUCUUCCAACGGGUGCGCUCCUCGUACUAUGUGGUCAGUGGCAAUGACCAGACGUCUGAAGAACCCAGUCGGGCUGUGCUCGAUGCUCUGCUGGAAGGGAAAGCCCGGUGGGAGAACAAUAUGCAGGUCACGCUGAUACCGACCCAUGACACGGAUGUGAUGAGGGAGUGGUACCAGGAGAGCCACGAUAAGCAACAGGAGCUGAACAUCAUGGUCCUGGCCAGCAGCAGCACGGUGGUCAUGCAGGACGAGUCCUUUCCAGCAUGUAAGAUAGAAAUGUAGGACGAGGUCAUUCAUGAGCGAACGUAACUGAGCGAUGUCACCUGAAAACAGUCACUCCUACUUUCACACACGUGAAAUUAACUUCCACUGCACUUCUGAAUAUCAACCCACGACUUUUCCAAGGAACUGCUGGUAAAACAUGAAAAAAUACGUCAUUGGUUUUGACUCCGUUCACCCACCUUUCCAGUUCAACACAUUGUGUUUUAAUCUUGCCGGAUGGAUAAAGAAACAACAGAUCUUUGCCUUACUGGGAUGUUGAGUAAUGAAUGUAUCCGACAAACAGAACGCUAAUGGACAAAACAUCCUCAAAUGGUCACACAGUUGGUAACACGAAGGCCACAGCCCUGUGCUUAGGGAUUGUAAAAUAUUUAUGAAUAGCUCUGUGCAUGAAUUAGCCUUAGCUUUGUACUUAAAUGAGUUUUUUUUUUCCUUAACCCUUGGGGCGAGUGAGCUUGAUAAAUGAUAGUUGAGCGAAUUGUGAUGUUGGGCGCAGAUUUGCCGCUGAAUGACCUUUCACAUAGCCACACUUCCAAAAUGCAGACCGACCAAUCACUUAAUGCUAUGCUGUCAUCUCUGUCGUCAUUUGAAUCCCUCAAAAGUCAGCUUUGUUUGCACCGAUCUAAUAAUGCACUUGUAUUAUUCGAGCAAGAAUGCUACGGCAUUGUUAGCUCGUUAACCAAAAUGCUAGGCUACUAAUCUGCGGCUUGGUUACCAUGCAUGGCACUCGCAAAAUUGGUGCAACUCAGCUAAUGAGUUUAGCUACUUUGCUCAUUUACCAAAACACAAUGUCUGGUUAGUUAGGCUUCCCCUGAAACAAGCUUAGCAACGUUAAUAGAAUUGUUUUUUGCUUGUUAACCAAAAUGCUACACUGCUAACACAGGACUUGGUUACGAUGCGACAUGAGCUCAGAUGAGCUACGCUAGUAGAGCUAGCUACUUUGACUUCUAACCCAAAAAAUGCUACACCUAUAUUACUCAGAGAAGGACUAGUUCUGAUCCGUGAUGUGAGCGAGAUUUGCUGGCUAAGCUAACAGGCUACCUUUAGCAUAAUGCCCGCCAUCCAAACAUUGGCUAGUACACUUUGGAUUUGGUGACGGUACCUUUUUAGUGGAAGUUCAAUUAACAAGGAAUUUUUUUUUUUUUGAGACAUGCCAGCAAUUAGCACCUAGAUGCUAAAUUAUUUAGCCUCAACGUAGCCAGCAUCCCUGUGAAUGAGAGCGAAUUAUGUUAUGCAACACCAAAAAACGGACACAAAAGGUGAACCGCUGUACAGUGAACCUCUGUUUACCGUGGUUGACCCACCACCUUCCAGAUCCACUCAUGAUUGGUAAAAAUUCAGCACCAUGGAGACCGUAUAAAAACAUUUUCUUAUAUCUUAUUCUCCCACAUUUUAAAGACACUAACUUAUUAACCCAUACCAUUAAUAAGAGAAAGAGGAUACUUGCUCGUUUACUGUAUUGGAAUUUUUUUUUUAAACCCACACAUUUUUUUUCUCAAUUUUUCUUUUCUCAUUUUUUUUCUUUCUCACUUCCAGAUUUUCACAAUUUACAGACAGGCUUAGCGCCCUAUCACCCGCAAAUAGUGGUAGGCCACUGUUUAUUUAAACACCAUACCAGAUUAUUACAAAGGUCUGCUAGCAUAAAGCUCACAUGUAAGGUGAAAUACCAUAGCGAGGCAAACAGUUAUUAGCAUAGUUGUUCCUGUAACUAUUAACUUUCAAAACAACUGCUACUUUAACAUAUACAGAGCGACAACACACACAAACAGAGCAUACAUACAACAACACUCACGCUUGUGGGACUAUUACUAGAUCUUCUCUGCCUCUGUCUCUUCUUCUUCUUCUUGUAAAUUAUGCUACAUUUCUUCCAGUAGAGCUCAGUGCUGCCUGCCAUGUUGUUUCACAAUGUGGUGUAACCUAAAUUCGGACUUGUCCGUACUGUAAAAAAAAAA
This is a messenger RNA of Hippocampus comes (tiger tail seahorse), 8474 nucleotides long. RefSeq names its product microtubule-associated protein 1B (gene map1b). Lineage: Eukaryota; Metazoa; Chordata; Actinopteri; Syngnathiformes; Syngnathidae. The record is from RefSeq and is a predicted model, not a curated record. Gene Ontology annotation, molecular function: microtubule binding; actin binding. Bases 433 to 6525 code for a protein of 2030 amino acids. Gene Ontology annotation, biological process: regulation of microtubule depolymerization; axonogenesis; dendrite development. The transcript has 6 exons. Gene Ontology annotation, cellular component: microtubule; synapse; cytosol.